Molecule: messenger RNA, 693 nt
Organism: Cinara cedri
Lineage: Eukaryota; Metazoa; Arthropoda; Insecta; Hemiptera; Aphididae
Source: the annotation of a GenBank genome assembly
AAUACAGCAGAAACCUGUCACAGCAAAUGUUUCAUACGCGCAGAUAGCUAGCACUUCAAAAGUCGAUCCAAAAUCACCUCAACCAAAGGGAAACAAAGAAUCGAUUACUCUUAAUGAUAUUCUAGUUGCGUUAACCAACAUAACGCAGACACUAACAAAUAUCACAUCAAGAAUGGACAAACUGGAAAUAAACCAGAUAAAUUCUAAAAAUACCUCGCAGAAAAUAAAAGGAAUGAACAGUACACUGUGAAUCAUUACGUAUAACGACAAUGGGUUAGUACAGCGAGACAAGAAAUUGAAGACCUUUUACACAGUGAAAACAUUGACAUAGCCCUUAUUUCAGAAAUUGACUUCAUAACAUAGACCUUUCUUAAGAUAAGGAAUUACAGAAUAUAUACGACAAUUCAUCCUAGUGGUAGAGCUCGGGUUGGUACUGCUGUAAUAAUAAAGGAGUCCAUAAAGAACUAUGAACUCGAAAAAUACUUUGUAAAUCAUAUACAAGCAACAAGCGUCAGCGUUAAUGAUGGGAAUAAUGAUCUCACCAUUGCUGCAAUUUAUUGCCCACCACAAGGAGGUGCAGAUGAAAUUAAGUUCACUGAAUUUCAUACUUUGGGUUCUGAAUUCAUUGUUGGAGGUCAUUAUAAUGCCAAGCAUACUCACAGGGGAUCGAGACUGAUCACCCCAAAGAGAUGA